CGCACUCGCGGGUUGUGCUGCCGCCGUGGCCGGGAGCGGCUCCUCCUUCCUCCUCCUCACAGGGCGGUCGGCUGAGGCGAGGCAGCCGGUGUGUGAACGUUCGUCUUGGGAGGAGGAGAAGCACCAGCAGCCCUCAAAAUGCCGAAGCCGAUCAAUGUUCGAGUUGUUACUAUGGAUGCAGAGCUGGAGUUUGCCAUCCAGCCAAACACUACAGGCAAGCAGCUGUUUGACCAGGUGGUUAAAACCAUAGGUUUGCGAGAAGUGUGGUACUUUGGUCUUCAGUAUGUGGACAACAAAGGAUUCCAGACUUGGCUGAAGCUUGAUAAAAAGGUUUCUGCUCAAGAAAUCAGAAAGGAGAAUCCCCUCCAGUUCAAAUUUCGUGCCAAGUUCUUCCCAGAGGAUGUGGCUGAAGAGCUGAUCCAGGACAUCACGCAGAAGCUCUUCUUCCUGCAGGUGAAGGAAGGGAUCCUCAGUGAUGAGAUCUACUGUCCUCCAGAAACAGCAGUACUUCUUGGCUCAUACGCUGUGCAGGCCAAGUUUGGAGAUUACAACAAAGAUUUGCACAAGCCUGGAUACCUCAAUUCAGAGCGUCUGAUCCCACAAAGGGUGAUGGACCAGCAUAAACUCUCCAGAGAGCAGUGGGAAGAACGGAUUCAGGUGUGGCAUGCUGAGCACAGUGGUAUGCUCAAAGAGAAUGCCAUGCUGGAAUACCUGAAGAUUGCCCAAGACCUAGAGAUGUAUGGAAUCAACUACUUUGAAAUCAAGAAUAAGAAAGGAACUGACCUUUGGCUGGGGGUUGAUGCCUUGGGGCUCAACAUAUAUGAAAAGGAUGAUAAGCUGACUCCAAAGAUUGGGUUCCCCUGGAGCGAAAUCAGAAACAUCUCUUUCAAUGACAAGAAGUUUGUUAUAAAGCCUAUUGACAAGAAGGCACCGGACUUUGUGUUUUACGCCCCUCGUCUGAGAAUUAACAAGAGGAUCCUGCAGCUCUGCAUGGGCAACCAUGAGCUGUAUAUGCGGCGCAGGAAGCCCGACACCAUUGAGGUGCAGCAGAUGAAAGCCCAGGCCCGGGAGGAGAAGCACCAGAAACAACUGGAAAGGCAACAACUAGAAAAUGAAAAGAAGAAGAGGGAGACAAUUGAGAGGGAGAAAGAGCAAAUGUUGAGGGAGAAGGAAGAGCUGCUGGUGAGACUACAAGAGUAUGAGGUGAAGACUCAGAAAGCAGAGAAAGAGCUCUCAGAUCAGAUCCAAAGAGCCAUUCAGCUGGAGGAGGAAAGGAGACGAGCGCAGGAGGAAGCAGAACGCUUGGAAGCUGAUCGUUUGGCUGCUCUGCAGGCCAAGGAGGAGCUGGAGAGACAAACUAUGGACCAGAUAAAGAGCCAGGAACAGUUGGCUACAGAGCUGGCAGAGUAUACAGCCAAGAUUGCGCUUCUUGAAGAGGCAAGGAGGCGUAAAGAGAGCGAGGUUGAAGAGUGGCAGAUCAGAGCCAAGGAAGCCCAGGAGGAUUUGGUAAAGACAAAGGAAGAGCUACACCUGGUGAUGACUGCUCCGCCUCCACCCCCACCACCUGUGUACGAGCCAGUGAACUACCACGUCCACGAUAACUUGCAAGAUGAAGGAUCAGAGUACCCCGCCUACAGCGCCGAGCUCUCCAGCGAGGGGAUCAGGAACGACCGCAACGAGGAGAAGCGCGUUACUGAAGCAGAGAAGAACGAGCGGGUACAGCAGCAGCUGAGGGCGCUGACAGAUGAGCUGGCCCAGGCUAGAGAUGAAAACAAGAGAACCCACAAUGAUAUUAUCCACUCAGAGAACAUGCGACAGGGACGUGACAAGUACAAGACGCUGCGGCAGAUCCGGCAAGGCAACACCAAGCAGAGGAUUGAUGAGUUUGAGGCGAUGUAAUGACGCUUGUAACAAGAAGGCAGGACUGUGGGAAAGGCAGAUCUUAAUGCUGUGUUCUUGUUUUGGGUUUUUUUUGUUGUGGGGUUUGUUUUGUUGGUUUUUUGGUUGUUUUGUUUUUUGGUUUUUUUUGUUUUUUUUUUUUUUCUCUGAGGAGGGGUCACUGUAUGACACUUAAAUGUUCUCUAAACCCAGAGGUGUUUGAAUCUCCCUUUUAUUCCAUACCUUCUAUUAAAUCUGGUAUAGUUAAAGACUCAUCAUACCACUGAUCCUGGUGACUUGCUCAUGCCUUUGCUUAGUGCCAAAAGGCCUUAUGUCACAUCUCUCUUUAAGCAAGACAAAUUUUAAUAGGCCGUGCUUCUAGUUGAAGAUGUGUCCUGUGCAGGUGCUGGAUCCAGCCUAGUCUAAAAAUAAGCAACUGUGGGUGAAUUUUGUGCCAUAUGCCUUUGUAUUAUUAGUUACGGUGUAAAGUCUAACAGAGACUUUGAGACGACCGGCUCUAGAACUCAGGAUUUGCAAGCGCCUGUACGUAUGUACGUGUGCACAUGUGUUUGUACACCCUGUUUUGUUAUUUGGUCUUGAUCCCUGUGUUCCUCCCCCUGCCCCCCAAAAAAGAACUGACAACACCUCAGAACUACUUUGUGUAGAAAUUAUGCUUUUUCUGGUUGAUGUUCUCAACUGGAGAAGUUCUGCAGCAGUGGCUCAGGAGUGCGGCACAGGGACACCGAUACCCUCCUCAUGCAACUACUAGGCAAAUACUGUGUUGGAAUCUAAUACACUACUGUGUUUGCAUUCCAGCUUUAUUACUGAUCAGUUAUAGUGUAGUAUUUAUAUAUAUAUAUAUUAAAAAACCAUGCAAUAUGUGGAUUGCAAUACUAGUUCAAAGGGAAGUAGUUUUGCUCUGUAUAUUUUGUUACUUUUCAGAUUUAAUAAGACUUGUGUCUGUAAAAAUGCCUAAACAACACUGUAGUCUGAUACAGUGCAGCUGAUUAUUUGCUAUAAAGCAUUAUUUGUAAAGAUCAUUUUUUUACUUAAUGAAAACUGUUAUAUGUACACACGAUCCAAUAUAUACAAUUUUACUGCACCUAUUUUUCUAACAAAUUUUCUAAUUUUUUUAAAUGUUUGAUUUAAAGUUUCAGACUCCAAAGAUGAAGGGACUGCUUGUUUAUAUCACAGUUGUAUUCUCUCUAGUAGAGAGCAUUUCUGUGACCAUUCCUUCUCCCCUAAUCUCCCCCUUUUCUUGAAAAUCUGUUAGAAAGUGAGAUACAGUAUGUUGUCAGCUCUUCUCUUCCAUUUACAUCUAUGCUGCUUUAUACUUGAGUUGAAUCUUGUGGGUUUUUUUAUUUGCAGCAGCAAACAUCUAAAUAAAAGAUCUGCAAAGUAACAAA
Tyto alba (common barn owl) is the source of this 3284-nucleotide messenger RNA. RefSeq names its product ezrin (gene EZR). NCBI's taxonomy places the organism in Eukaryota, Metazoa, Chordata, Aves, Strigiformes, Tytonidae. The record is from RefSeq and is a predicted model, not a curated record. The coding region runs from base 139 to 1899 and encodes 586 amino acids. Gene Ontology annotation, cellular component: apical part of cell; cytoskeleton; plasma membrane. Gene Ontology annotation, molecular function: actin binding; cell adhesion molecule binding. Gene Ontology annotation, biological process: regulation of cell shape; positive regulation of early endosome to late endosome transport; positive regulation of protein localization to early endosome. The transcript is spliced from 13 exons.